Molecule: messenger RNA, 4078 nt
Organism: Oncorhynchus tshawytscha (Chinook salmon)
Lineage: Eukaryota; Metazoa; Chordata; Actinopteri; Salmoniformes; Salmonidae
Product: tax1-binding protein 1 homolog A
Exons: 17
Coding region: 191-2905 (904 amino acids)
Source: RefSeq, a predicted model, not a curated record
ACCCAUCCCGGAAGUGACACCAUCAGUUUUCACAUUUCAGGAAAAGCAUCAGCAUCUUCAAUGCUUUGACAACGGGGGUUGAAGAUAUUUCCACAACCGCGUUUGGACUGACACAUUUGGCUUUCAAAACACAAUUUGUCACAGUUUGGAUUCGUAAGACAGUUCGGACAAAUGAAGUGACAAACAGGAUAUGAUGUCAUCGUUCCAGGUGGUGGGCUCUUUGCCCAGCAGUGUCAUCGGCGUCAUGGAAACAUCAAACUUUGCCCAUGUCAUCUUCCAAAACGUUGGGAAGAGCUUCCUGCCCCAGGAGGCACUGGAGUGUUGCUACACCCUCACCUCGUACAUCACCCCCAACCCCAAAGACUGGGUGGGAAUAUUUAAGGUGGGUUGGAACACAGCGAGGGAUUACUACACUUUCCUGUGGUCUCCCAUGCCGCAAGACUACCAACCUGGAAGCACCGUACACAGGGCUGUGGUGUUCCAAGGGUACUAUGUUCCCAAGAGUGACGGGGAGUUUUAUCAGUUCUGUUACGUCACACACACGGGUGACAUCAGAGGCGCCAGCACACCUUUCCUGUUCCGCCCGGCCACGCCCACCGAGGACUGUCUUACCGUUACCGAGGAUGACAGCAACUCAGACAUUCUGGUAGUGACCACCAAGAGCAGUGUGCUGGAGCAGCGUGUAGAGGAGGCUCAGCAGGAGCGCAGGGAGCUGUUGAAGACCAUGCACCACCUGCAAGAGGAGAAGCAGCAGCUGCAGGAGGAGCACAGGAGACUGCACAGAGAGAGAGGAGGCUCAGUGAGGAGGAGACUGCAGGAGGCCACAGACCGGGUCAGACAGCUGGAGGAGGACCUACUGGGAGUCACACAGAGAGGACUGCAGAAAGAGACCGAACUGGACUGUCUGAGAGACAGGUUAAAGAAGCUGACAGCAGAUAGAGACACUCUGGAGACCCAACUGAAGAAUGAGAAGGACGAGAGGGACCUUUACAAGGUCCACCUGCGUAGCACGGAGCUAGAGAACACUAAGCUGAGUGCAGAGCUGCAGAUGCUGAAGGCUGUGGAGCUCAACAGAGAAGUGACCAUCGCUCAGUUCCAGGAAGAACUGGACAGGCUCCGAGCCUGCGUCACUCAGAAAGAUCGCCUGGAGAAAGAGCUGCACACACACGCUGUCGACAAGGCUGAGAUGGGUCGUCUGAGGGAGAAGCUUCGCCAGGCCGAGGAGCAGCUCCAGGCGUCUCGCCAGCAGGCCGCCAUGUUGGUGUCAGAGCUCCGCGACUCAGCGAGUGCCCGCGACCGCACCAUGACCGAGCUGUACCGCGCCCGCCUGGAGGUCGACGCCCUCCGCGCCAGCUUGGCCGAUGCCCAGGCCGAGUGCCGGCGAAUGGAGACGCAGCUGGACCGCAUGAGGACCACCUCCCAACAGGAAGUGGGUGUGGGGACCUCCAGUGAGGGGGGGUGUGUGGUGUCUGAGGCGGAGGCUGAGCUACAGAGAGAAGUGGAGGAGCUGAAGCUGCGUCUCCACAUGGCCGCUGAGCACUACAAGGAGAAGUACAGGGAGUGUCAGCGACUCCGCAGGCAGGUGGCCAAGCUCAGCGAGGCCCAGGGGGAGUCAAAGAGAAACGCUGCUACUGAGACGACACAGGAGCCACUGACACCCAGUCCAGAGUCACCUACAGCAGGCAAUCUGGCUGCAGCUGUGCUGAGAGGAGACACUGAGAGGCCUGCUGUCCCUAACCGCAGUUACAAAGACAGGGAACACACAUACACCAAUACAUUCUCAGGCAUGGAAACCAUGAGAGUAGGGGAGAAGGAGUGGAAGGGGAGAAAUGGGGACGAGAGGGAAGUGAGUGGAGGAGAGGAAGGGAAAGAAGAGGGGAGUGUGGAAGUGGAGAGGAAGAAGGACAGGAGUGUAGGAGGUGAGUUCAUGAGCAUGAAGAUGGAGAGUUGGGUGGAGGUGGAGAAUGAGAGGAGGAGUGCUGAAGAGGUGGAUGAGAGGAGGAGUGUGGAGGAGGUAGAGAAAGAGCAGACUCGUUCGGUGGAGGAGGAGCUGGCGAGCAUGGAGGAGAAGUGGGCGGAGCAGUGUGCUAUCAACGAAACGCUCAAACAGAGACUGGCCAAUGAGGAGGAGCGAUUCAGGAUCCAGAUGGCAGAGAGGGCCAUAGAGGUGACAGAGCUGAAGGAGAGUCUGGCUCAGGCCCUCAGAGAGAAGGACCAACUCAAGGAGGAGCUGCAUCAGUGUCAGGACCGACAGAGGGAGCAGGAGGCCGAGGGUCAGGGGUCAGAGGUCAAACAGCCUGUGUUGCUACGCUACCCCCUGCCCUACCCCCAGGACCCCUCCCCACCCCCCCUGGUACCCCAGAGACCUGCAGAAUUGCAGUACGGGAACCCCUACUCCACCGACAACACUCGAGACGGGGCAGACGGUGCCCUGUCCCCUGAGCAGAUGCCCCGCCCCCCUCCCGAGGCCCCUGGUGCAUGCGCCCCUCCGGCCACCCCCCCGACCCCUGGUCCAGGCUGGGAGAGAGAGGUGGUCUGCAUCCAGCCCUCUUCGCGAAGCAUGAGCCCCCCCGACGGACUGGAGCACCCCCCCGAGGAGCCACGCAACGUCGGUGAUGGGGAGCAGCCUGCCUGCAAUCAUCAGUCCAGCAGCAGACGCAACGACAACAGGAGCAGCUUCUGUUUUGACCCCAGUAAUGAAGUCCACAAGCGCUGUCCGUUGUGCGAGGUGAUCUUCCCGCCCCACUUUGAGCAGCGUAGCUUUGAGCAGCACGUGGAGAGCCACUGGAAGGUGUGUCCCGUGUGCUCUGAGCAGUUCCCCCUCGACUGCCAUCAGCAGCUCUUCCAGAAGCACGUGCUCACACACUUUGAUGGCCAUGUGCUAAACUUCGACAAUAUGGAGUAGCGGGGAGGUUGGGGUGUGUGUAAAAGGGAAGGUUGGAUUCAAUUAGAAUAAUUCUAGGAACAUGUGCUCAAAUUGGGGUUUGGGAUGAUUUCAUUUCAACUCUGACUAGGAGGGGAGAUUACAAAUCAUCACAUCAACAAUUGAAAAAUAAUCUGGGGGAAAUUACUCUAAUUAAAUGUUCUGAAUUUAAAUGGAAUUAACUUCAAUCCUGGCCUCACAUGCUACCUUUCAGUUAAGUAAAGGUUAAAUAAAUAAAUGCUACCUUUCAAAAACAUCAAGGAGUGUGUAAGGGGGAGUUUGUCAGUUCCGGUUUAAGGAAAUAAUUUUAAAAAAAUACUUUGCGUGAGAAGUUCGGAUCACUUUGGUUUUGUCCCAUGUUGAUGUCAUUUUUCUGCUUCGGGGUUGUAGUGUCAUCACUGCAUGUGUUUAGUAUCCGUAGGAUUCAUCACUCCGUAGCCACACCUAGAAACAGGUGACAUCCAGGGAUGGGGAGUAGGUUGACGUUGCCUCUACAUUGAUCUAAGGUCAGUUUUGGGUUUUACCUAAUGGUUAAGGUUGGGUAAUCUGAUCCUAGAUAUGUGGUUAGGGGAAACUAAUGUACAGCAUGACAGACUCUUGUCAGCAAAAGACAGACAUUUAAAAAAAUAAAAAACAGGAAAUAGCACUACUGUUUAAAUUUGACUGCACUAAAAAGGCUUCAUUAUUCUGAAUGUAUGUAUAUAUAUGAGAAGUAGGAUUAUUAUGGAGAAAUGUGGCUGAAUUGCUCGUUACCUCAAUGUUUUAGUAGUGACAGAAUGAUGGACCAAUUGUUUUACUUCCUGGUCUCUGGAUAGGCUAACAUUCUCCUUCAGUAGGAGGGAUGGUAACUGGAAAUAUGACUGCUAUAGAAAAACUACUGUACACCUGGCUAUGGUUUCUUUCAGUGUGUUAAGUCUAUGACCUGAGACUCAUCUUUUCCUCCUUUGUCGGGGUCAGUUUCUGUUGGCUGUGCGUGCAUCUCCACAUUGAGUCUCCUUUAGUUCUUGACAUCUGUCUGUCUGAGAUUUGACUGUUCUUUCCACGUGACCACAGUGCUGUACUUUUGGCUUCAAAGUUGCAGCUUUGAGAGUGAGUGUAGGUUUGUAUGUGUGCAUUAAAAAUAUCUUUAUGAAUAAAGUACACCUGUCAAAUGGA